UUUUUUUUUAUUUAUUAUUUAUUAUUUAUUAUAAAACUCAUGACAAUAUCACCACUUGCUUAUGAAGUGGCACAUUGUUCUUCUUGGGAUGAAGAUCGUAGUCCUGAACAAUUAGUAAACUCUAGUCCUGGUAAUGACUCCUCACUUUAUUCACCUGAAGAAGAAUUGGGUAAUGUCAAAGUCAAAGGUUGGCAAACUAUUAAAUGUUCUACUUAUCCUCAAGAUCUAAUCAUUCAUCUCCUUUGUGGUCCCGCGCGUAUUGCGAAGAUUCAACUCCUGUCUCAUCAUUUCAAGAUUGCUACAAAGAUCGAUAUUUAUAUUGGUUUACUUAAAGAAAGUGAAGAAGAUCUUUCCCAACAAAGUGACGAUGACGAUGAUACUGUGAUACAAUUUACAAGACUUGGAUAUAUUUGUUUUGACAACAAUGCUCGUGCCCAAUUUCGAGCUCGCGAAUUAAAAUCCAUUAAAAUCAAUUCUGAUGGUGAAUAUAUUCGUUUAGUGGUUAGAAACUGUCAUCAAAAUAGACUCAAUACUUAUAAUCAAGUGGGACUAUUGGCUUUAAAUGUUCUUGGACAACCAUUAAUGCAUAAUACUACCUCUUCCUCCUUAUCUCAAAAUCAUAUGACUCGACAUCUUCCUUUGGAUGAAUCUAGUAUGCUUAGUUCAUCAACAAGAAGAACAAGUGUAUCAAGUACUCAUAGUUUGGCUCAUGAAUUGUCUACAUCUGGUGUAGUUGAAUUGGAAUUACAACAUUGGACUUCUUCUUUAAUUCAUGCUGAAUCCUUAGCUGUCCGAGACGAAUCUUAUCAAACUGCCAAAACAUACAAAUUUAUUAGUGACAAGUUAUCCCGAUUUUCUAAAAUCUUGGUAGAUUUUGAACAAGCAAAACGACAUGCUGUAGAUACCAAGGAUUAUGAUGAAGCAGAAAAGAUCAAGGGUGACAUCAAUGAAAUCAAACAAGCAGCAGAAAUGAUCAUCAAACAAGCCAAUAUCCGUAUCACUGAUGAUGGACAGGUGUUACCAUUGGAUCAAAGUCAGUCAAUCGAACAAGUCAUUGAUCUGAAUCAACAUGAUGAUAAUGGAGAACCAGUAACAUCACAAGACCAAAUGUAUGAUGAAGCUAUCGCGAAAUGGACCAAUUUUGAUGCAACCAAACCUAACACUCCCGAAGCAAUUGAAGACGAUGUUCCGAUACCAUCAACAUCCACUACAUCAUCAUCACCCUCUUUGGAUUUAGCGGAAAUGCUUAUGCCCCCAUAUCUCACUUCCUAUCAUUCCGAUAAAGACGACAACAACAACAACAAUAACAAUGAACCUAUACUUCCUCCUCCUGUUCUAUCUUCAUCCAUGUCAGCAAAAAUCGAACGUCGAAAAAGUAUGGCAAACGAUGAUUCGACUAUGGUAUCACAACCACCUAGCACAAUGUUAUCUGUGAAUGAAGAAGAAGAAGAAGAAGAGGAAGAAGAAGAAGAAAUGAUAGAUCCUGAUACUGUGCCUGAACCAAUCAUGGAUGAAGAACGAAAAGCUUAUGAAGUAUCUAUCGAUGUAUUUGGUGAAGAAAUUGUCGCCUGUGUUCUUAGUAUGAAAUCCAAAUGUCGUGAACGAGGUCUGCUUCAUAUUCAACGUUGUGUGGACGCUGCAUGUCAAUUAGCUACUACCGAUGGUCUGGAUCAGUUGCCAGAUUUGUUUGAAAGCCCGGAAUCUUGUGAUGGUGAUGAUAGACCUGUUUAUUUGAUGAAUGCCACAUUAAUGAUGAUUCAAGAAGCUAUUAUGGAUUCAAGAGAACUUAUUGUUACAUCGGCUAUCCAAAUAUGGCAACAACUCAAUGAUUUUUACCUUGCAGCCAAGAUUGAUCCUCAGUCUAUCUCGGAAUGCAUGACACGAACAUUUUCUGGUUUAUUGAAACGUAGUGGAGAUACCCAUCCUACUAUCCGAUCCAAUGCAGUUGAUCUUGUCUUGAUUCUCUCACAUACACACCAUGUGAUUUCUCAGGAAAAUAGCCUUCUAGAUGAUUACAUAUGCAAACCUGAUCGACUGAUCCAUCAACAUAAAGAAGCUUUGGCUCGUGUCCAAUUGGUGCAACGCGCAUUGGAUGAAUUGAAAUUACAGGAACAAGGCGGUAUCAUUGCUUUAGAUCAAAUAAUGGCUUUUGUAAUGACUUAUCUUUAUCAUGGACAUGAUGAUGUACAACAAGAGUCAAUGCGUCUACUCUUAUCCAUUGGAACACUUGUUGAAUGGAAACAACUGUCUCCCUUAUUAGAUGAUGCUACUCGACGUUCAUUACAACCGAAAUUACAAGGUAAACCAGAAUCACCAGUUCCACGCCUAUUAUCAAAUAAAGGAAAUACUAUGGCUGAACUUCGUGCAUUAACCGUCCAAUCUGGAACCGAAAAGAAAUCAACAACUGUUCGAAAAACGGAUACCAAUACCAAACGUCGUCCUGUUACUGCUGACAAAAAGAAAACAACGACGGCACAAGUUACCAAGAAACCAAAUAGUUCUAAUACCAAUACCAAUAAACGAACACAACGAACAACCUCAUCACGACCUACUACCACGAAUAACAAGACAUCUGAACCUACACAAGAUCCAGUGGCUGAUAAUAAGGAAAAUGCUAUGUGUAUCUUUUGUGAUGAAUACAACGAACAAUUCAAUGAACAAACCUUGAUCACGCAUUAUUACAAGACCUGUCCUGCUUUGACGAAUUGUCCCAUGUGUCAUAUUAUUUUGGAGGUGUCCACUUUACAAUCACAUACUGUGACGGAUUGUGAAAAACGACAUUUGAUGAAACAAUGUACUCGAUGUAAACAAGCCAUUCCUGUAGAACAAUGGUUACAACAUACCCUGAAAAAUGCAUGUGCAGCCUAUACCAACCCGGAUGAAGUACGAUGUCCUCUCUGUUUAGUGACCAUUGAACCAGGAACAGAAGAAGGAUGGCGACGUCAUUUAUUGACUGGCGAAGGAUGUCCCAAGAAUCAACGUCGUCGUGAUACCGCUCCUAAAAAGGUGGCCAAGAAACCCUCAGGUACUUUGGAAAAGAAACCUUCUUCUUUACGCAUGAAAACAUCCUCCCUCAAGAAGAAAUAGUUUUUUUUUUAAAGUUUAUUUGUUUUAUAUAAUAAUAAAGAUGAAUUAUUCAUGUUGAUCAAGAGGAGAUCAUAUCAUAUACAUAUACGGGAUAAUAAUAAUAAGAAGAAUAAUAAGAAGAAUAAUAAUAAAUAAGGAGAAUAUUAUAUAUACAUCAUAAAGA
Messenger RNA from Halteromyces radiatus, 3250 nucleotides. RefSeq lists its product as uncharacterized. The transcript has 14 exons. Gene Ontology annotation, cellular component: cilium. The record is from RefSeq and is a predicted model, not a curated record. Lineage: Eukaryota; Fungi; Mucoromycota; Mucoromycetes; Mucorales; Cunninghamellaceae. The coding region runs from base 40 to 3087 and encodes 1015 amino acids.